CCAUUGCCUCGUCGUCUUCGUUCCUUGUUCUUCACGUUUUCUUGGAGAACAAGGUCCAUCGCUUUUUUUUUUUCCUUUUUUGGGGGGCGAUCGUUUUUUCCAAGCUUGUUGAUUCAGCCAUGACUGCUUCAAGAUGGAUCAGGCCUGAGGUGUAUCCACUUUUCGCCUCUGUUGGUGUAGCUGUUGGCAUCUGCGGAAUGCAGCUUGUUAGGAACAUCUGCUCUAAUCCUGAAGUCAGGGUGACGAAGGAGAACCGAGCUGCAGGGAUACUGGAAAAUUUCGAGGAAGGAGAGAAAUACAAAGAGCACAGGCUCAGGAAGUUUGUCCGAAGCAAAUCUCCAGAGAUCAUGCCUUCCAUCAACAGUUUCUUCUCCGAUCCUCAGUGAAGAACACCGAAGGAAAACGGGUCUUGAAGAGAGAUAGAUCUUUGCUUUCCGCAUUUUAUUGAAUAGAAUUGAUUCUCCUCCAAUGAAGGAUGCUUCUCAUAUUUGUCAUUUCUGAUUUUGUACUAUUUCUUCGAGGCGGUUUGGCUUGCUUCUUCUAUAUAAUGACUUUGCCAAGAUCCAAUUCUGGAUGCAAUAAUGUAAUUGUUUGGACAAAGAAAUGACAAACAAUUCUGAUA
Messenger RNA from Tarenaya hassleriana, 622 nucleotides. RefSeq lists its product as uncharacterized. The coding region runs from base 120 to 386 and encodes 88 amino acids. NCBI's taxonomy places the organism in Eukaryota, Viridiplantae, Streptophyta, Magnoliopsida, Brassicales, Cleomaceae. The record is from RefSeq and is a predicted model, not a curated record. The transcript is spliced from 3 exons.